Molecule: messenger RNA, 501 nt
Organism: Kuraishia capsulata CBS 1993
Lineage: Eukaryota; Fungi; Ascomycota; Pichiomycetes; Pichiales; Pichiaceae
Exons: 1
Coding region: 1-501 (166 amino acids)
Biological process (GO): cellular response to oxidative stress; hydrogen peroxide catabolic process; cell redox homeostasis
Cellular component (GO): mitochondrion; cytoplasm; peroxisome
Molecular function (GO): thioredoxin peroxidase activity
Source: RefSeq, a predicted model, not a curated record
AUGGCCAUCAAAAGAGGAGACAAAUUUCCACAGGACGUGACCCUGUACCAUAUUGCUCCAUCAGGUGGAGAUCCAACUAGCGUCAAUCUAUCGGACCUAACCAAAGGCAAAAAGUUCGUUCUAGUGUCGAUUCCCGGAGCUUAUACUCCACCAUGCACAGAUGAUCAUCUGCCCGGUUACGUGGCAAAAUUGCCCCAAAUUCUGAGAAAGGGAAUUGACCUGGUUCUGGUCGUUACUGCUAACGACCCAUUUGUGCUGAGAAGCUACAAGAAUUACCUCGGUGCAAAAGGCCAAGACAAGUUCUUAUUCCUCUCGGACACAAAAUUGGAGCUUUCCAAGAAACUUGCUAAGACCAUUGAUUUGAGCUCCGUAGGACUGGGCGAACGUUCGACCAGACUGGCCAUCAUUGUCAACCGGUUUGGCAUUGUUGAGUUUGCAGCUAUUGAAGACGGUGGAGCGGUCAAGGAGUCGACUGCCGACAAGUUGUUGGCAAAACUUUAG